Molecule: messenger RNA, 762 nt
Organism: Chenopodium quinoa (quinoa)
Lineage: Eukaryota; Viridiplantae; Streptophyta; Magnoliopsida; Caryophyllales; Amaranthaceae
Exons: 2
Coding region: 1-762 (253 amino acids)
Source: RefSeq, a predicted model, not a curated record
AUGGCCAAAGAUGAUGAAAAUCCAACCCCACCACCUCCCCCAUCUAAUGACUAUCACCCUGCUAAUUCAAUUAGCAACAUCAAGAAUGAGGUUCCCGAAAUUCUUGACUGUGACAAAGGGAACUACGGUAGUUGGGUUGAACUUUUUGAGAUUCAUUGUCACUCAUGCAAUGUUAUCGACCAUAUUGAUCCUAAAUCCCCUCGUCCUACGGACCUCACAACGGCGCAGUGGAACCGCCUUGACUCGAUUGUGAAAAAGUGGAUUUACAAUACAAUUUCUGCAGAUUUACGAAGCAUGAAAUUGAAGGAACUCAAAGAUCCACUAGCUAAUGUUGGUCAGCCCGUGUCCGAGAGAAAUCUUGUUUUACGCCUUUGUGCAGGUUUAAUUGACUCAGACUACGAUGGAGUGGCUCAAUCCAUCACCCAAAUUCGACCUCUCCCCGGAUUUGAUGAAGCAAGAUCACGUAUCUUGUUAGAGGAGUCUCGAAAAUCCGCAAAGGAGAACUCCGGGCAGGCUUUUGUUACUCAAACAAGCAACACCACCUCCGCGGCAGCCGCCCAGCAGCAGCAACCGCCACAACAACAAGCCAGGGGUGGUGGUGGCGGUGGACGUGAUAGUAGCAGUAGAGGGCGGGGUGGCAAACCCAAGGGAAAAGGCAGGGGUCGUGGCCAGAACCAGCAGCACCAAUCGGCCCAAGCCCAGACCACCCCACCCAACACAUCAGGCCCAACGCAGCAGCAGUUAUGGGCGAGCUUCCAGUAA